Messenger RNA from Centruroides sculpturatus (bark scorpion), 384 nucleotides. RefSeq lists its product as uncharacterized. The coding region runs from base 1 to 384 and encodes 127 amino acids. Lineage: Eukaryota; Metazoa; Arthropoda; Arachnida; Scorpiones; Buthidae. The record is from RefSeq and is a predicted model, not a curated record. The transcript is spliced from 4 exons.
AUGGAUUUUUAUCCUGAUGAUUUUCGUUUCAUUCGUCUGCAUUAUAUGUGCCUGUUUGCUAUGCUGCAUUGCUUUCACGAUGCAAAAUGGAUUUCAAGACAUCCGACAAUUUGCAGAAUGCGAUUUGGAACUGCAACAAAAGUUAAAAAUAUUGAAUUUCAUGAAAAGAUUUGGAAAAGUCUUAUUGUGUCUGUCCAUUGGAGGUUUCUUCUGCGUGGACAAGAGAAUUCCUUUGAAGAUGGCAACGACCUUGCACUCUGUGUUUUCUGGAUUAUUGAAAUUGAAAAAAGUAUCCAAUUACAGACGUGUUUGUUCUCAGAUUUCUAUUACAAAUUUCACGGAAUUACUUUAGAUAAUGCAAUUUAUUUUGUAUUUAUGAUGUAA